AAUCAAAAUGCUCGCACGAGCGUAGUUUCCGAAUCUUUUCCCAUAAUUCCCAGCCUUUGUUACGAAGCAUACGAAACGAAGUGUGGCGCCAUUUUGUCGCCAUUCGAAGUUUUGCCGUUAACGCGUAAAGGUGUUUCUCGUGUCUAUCCGACUUAAUUUGAAAGUUUUUGCUUUACUAUGGCUCGUACCAAGCAAACAGCCCGUAAAUCUACGGGAGGAAAAGCCCCCCGUAAGCAGCUGGCCACUAAAGCUGCAAGAAAAUCAGCCCCAUCUACCGGAGGCGUUAAGAAGCCUCACAGAUACCGUCCAGGAACUGUAGCCCUGAGAGAAAUCAGACGUUACCAAAAGUCCACUGAAUUGUUGAUCCGUAAACUCCCUUUCCAACGUCUGGUCAGAGAAAUCGCUCAAGACUUCAAAACUGACUUGCGUUUCCAGUCUGCAGCUAUUGGAGCUUUACAGGAAGCAAGUGAAGCUUACUUGGUUGGUUUGUUUGAAGACACCAACUUGUGCGCCAUCCACGCCAAGAGGGUCACCAUCAUGCCCAAGGACAUACAGUUGGCUCGAAGAAUCAGAGGCGAACGAGCCUAAUUUAAUUAUAUUGUAAUACUUAAUUUUAAGGGUAGUUGUAGUUUGAAUGCAUACUGCCACGUUUUGCGUUUGUCGGAGUAUUUGUUUCAUUUUUUCUGUGUCAGUAAAUUUUCAGUAAUCAUGCUCAUUCCAUUCACAUACUUAGUUGUAUAAAAAAAAAAAUUGGUGGAUGUGUGCUUUGACAGAUUCUAUUUAGUUCUUAAUAAAUAAUGUUUAUUUGUAAUUUUUUGUACGUUCAGUAAUUUUCACACUAAAAACUAUUUCACAAUAAAAUAGUUUAGAUUUAA
Ceutorhynchus assimilis (cabbage seed weevil) is the source of this 875-nucleotide messenger RNA. The record is from the annotation of a GenBank genome assembly. NCBI's taxonomy places the organism in Eukaryota, Metazoa, Arthropoda, Insecta, Coleoptera, Curculionidae.